GGCCUGUGGAUGACCUAAAGUCAGUGGGAGGCGGUGAAGCAGCAGGAGCCAUGAAGAACAAUAACUCUACAGGGAAGAAGCCGGGGAAACCUUCCCGAUGGCACCGGCGCAGGUUCAGGCGCAAAGUUCCCUCUGAGGUGACCGUGAAAGGUCAGCUGCGGAUGCGCUCCCCAUCAGGGGCCUUCGUGAUGGUGGGCAUCUCAGUGGUCCUGGUGGGCAUGACCAUAGCUGUGAUUGGCUACUGGCCUCACCGCAGCCCCCAUGGGACACGGUCUGGAAGCAGGCUGGGCAACUCCAGCACCACAGACGAUCUCAAGAAGGAAGUGAAAGUUUCUCCUCAUCCCCGCCUCUUCCCGUACAGUGAGAAGCUAAAGCUUAUUGGACCUGUGAUCAUGGGCAUUGGUCUCUUCAUCUUCAUCUGUGCCAACACCAUGCUGUAUGAGAACAGGGAUAUGGAGACCCGCCUGUUGAUGCAGAGGGAACUCUAUUCUAUGACCCUGGGUUUCCCUCAGGAUGCUAGCCAAGUCAGCAGUUACUUCCAGCGGAGGCUAACGCCAUCCACCUUUGAGGCCGAUACAAGAUGUGUAGAAGGCUGCUAUGAAGUGGACCUCUCCUCAGGCGACUUCCGGUCUUGUCCAAGCCCUGUGAAGAAAUGGGCUAAUGCUUACAGAGCCAGUAGGCUUCAGACAACAGCUCAGUUCCUUCACCAUGUCUCGCCUUCUGCUUCCCUGGUCAGCGUCCACUCAGAUUCUGGUAACUCUGCGCGAGGAAAACCCAGCUGGAACCCCAGCCUAUCCUUUCCUCAUGGAGGAGAGUCUGUCAUCUCCUCAGCCGUCAAUGCCCUGUCGCUGCCUCUCAUUAAGCUCAACAACUGUCUUCUCGAAAACCAGGGUGUCCCUCCGGUCCAGGACUCGGAAGGCUGUUGCGUUCAGUUGCCAGAGGAGAAAGAGGAAGUGCUGAGGCUCUCAUGGACUGUCUUGCCUGGGGGUGGCAGCAGCAUCUCAUCCAGUAGAGACGACCUCCAUGGCAGCCAUGUCACGAUAGAUAUGGAUGGUGGGUCUCCCUCUGCUGCCUCGUUCGAAAAACUUUUGCAUGCUGAAUGUGCAAAGAGGGGGUUCAGCUCAGACACUCAGAUCCCUGUGUCGGGUCACUCCAGAUCCUUCGAUCUCGGCCAGCCAGGGGUGCAGUUGGUGGCUCCGGCUAAAGAAAGGAAGCACAGGAGCUGGCCAAGGCUUGAUCGGAUUGGCUUGGUCAACUGUGCGAAACUGGGAAGCAAAGGCGAGUCCUCUGAUCGACUUUUGGAGGCAGCCAGGGAUCUUGCUGUGGGGGGGAGCGGACAGAAUUUUCAGUAGGUUGUAAUGGAAGCAGGAGCUGGGGUCUGAUUCUGCUGCA
This is a messenger RNA of Heteronotia binoei (common prickly gecko), 1392 nucleotides long. RefSeq names its product transmembrane protein 200B (gene TMEM200B). The record is from RefSeq and is a predicted model, not a curated record. The coding region runs from base 51 to 1352 and encodes 433 amino acids. The transcript has a single exon. Lineage: Eukaryota; Metazoa; Chordata; Lepidosauria; Squamata; Gekkonidae.